This is a messenger RNA of Quercus lobata, 765 nucleotides long. RefSeq lists its product as uncharacterized. Bases 1 to 765 code for a protein of 254 amino acids. The transcript has a single exon. Lineage: Eukaryota; Viridiplantae; Streptophyta; Magnoliopsida; Fagales; Fagaceae. The record is from RefSeq and is a predicted model, not a curated record.
AUGAAUGCUGAAGAUGGUUUAGCAGCCAUAAAGGAUGUAGAGAAGCCAGGAAACAAGGGAAAGAAGGAUGACGAGCAUAGGGGUCAAAAGAAGGAGCGCCCAGAUCGUCAGAACAAUGACGGGAACAGAGGAAAAGAAGAUAAAGGUCCUCGGACGGUAAGAUUUACUCCUCUAAUUAUGCCUGUCGACAAAAUUUUAACGCAGAUUAAGGACAAGCACUAUCUCAAAUGGCCAAGACCAUUACACUCAUCCCCUAACGUCCAUGAUAAGAACAAGUACUGUCGAUUCCACAAGGAUCACGGCCAUAACACGGAAGAUUGUAGGGACCUAAAGGAGCAAAUAGAGGAGUUGAUACGGAAAGGAAAAUUACAGAAAUAUGUGAAAAAUGGGGAAUAUAAUAAGUUCAGAGAUGGCAAUAAGGGCCAGCAUGAGUCCUCUUCCAGGAGUGACGAUCGUCCGUUCCAACCUCCACAGGAUGUGAUCAGGGAGAUAAAGACGAUUACAGGAGGGCUAUUCACAGGAGGGUCAUUUAAAUCCCUCAAGAAAGCAUGCCAAAGACAGGUGAAUAGCGUCCACAUGAUACCUCUGUUUAAGCAGAAACGAACGGACCAGGAUAUAUCCUUCAAUGAAGCGGACGUCAGGGGAAUGAAGCAGCCUCACAAUGAUCCUUUGGUUAUAAUGCUGACUAUAGAGGGAUUCAACACCAAAAGGAUCCUCGUGGACAACGGCAGCUCCGUAGACAUUAUCUACCUCCCUGCUUUCUAG